Messenger RNA from Rhipicephalus microplus (southern cattle tick), 741 nucleotides. RefSeq lists its product as uncharacterized. The record is from RefSeq and is a predicted model, not a curated record. Lineage: Eukaryota; Metazoa; Arthropoda; Arachnida; Ixodida; Ixodidae.
UCGUGCGUGGCUCGGGCGGCGAGGGAUCUCCCACACUGCCCAGCCAAGCCUAUAAAUGGCCCUUAGCAAACGCACGCGCGGUUUCUUGCCAUUCUGGAUUUCGGACAGCUUAGGUGGGGGCACAGCGCCGGCUGCGAGACAUGACGUCUCAUAUAAAGAUCUCGUCGCUGAUCCUGCUAGCAUGCUGCCUCGCGCUAGCUUCAAGCCAUGCCGGGUUGGAACACGCCACAGAGCAACACGUGUAUGCGGGCGGAGAAGACUUCCCACAUGGCUUUGUGGUGCGUACCAUCCACGAGGGAGAAGACCUACACGGCCAUCGGGGCCGAGGCUACGGCCAUGGCCAUAGGGACUACGUGAAUGAACCGGAGUACGUGGUGCGCAGCCCGUAUGGUGCCCUUCUUCAGCAGUCAGAAUCGCAACACAUGUACGCCACCGGUGCGGCGUUAGGCCUCGGAGGAGCCUUGGGUCACGAGCAUGCACACUUCUUUCCGGGGCACAUGAGUGAUUACCUGAUGGCAAGAUGAAGUCUCCAACCUGGCUGUGGACAAACUGAAUGCUGCUUCUAGAAGAUGCCACGGGACGCUGACAACCACCUCCUUAGGAGUGUCUGCAACGCCACCUCAUGCAGAAUCGACCUAAUAUACUUGCCAUAAAGCACCAUCAUAUUUUGUAAUAUAGAAAUCAUCAGUCAUAACAAAGCUCUCUCUGUUGUUAAUAAACUUUCAGCUCGUUAGUUUCAUA